Molecule: messenger RNA, 1074 nt
Organism: Triticum turgidum subsp. durum (durum wheat)
Lineage: Eukaryota; Viridiplantae; Streptophyta; Magnoliopsida; Poales; Poaceae
Source: the annotation of a GenBank genome assembly
AUGAUAGAUGGACAUCGGAACGGGAAAAGGAUUAGGGUGAAAGAUUUUGGUUUGGUUGGAGUAGGUUGCAAGACACGUCGAUGGGCUAUUAGGACCAAGGGAGAGACUUCCUUCGGUGAAUCUUACCUGAUGGCAUCUGAUGCAGGUGAUGCUUUUAGCAACAACAGGCAUCAAACAAUGUCGAUGAGUUACGAUGGGUCUCAAAGUGAGGAUCGGCAAAGUGAGGAGGUUCAGUCAGCAUACAAAAAGUUCAGUGCAGGGGAUGAGGACGCGAUAAGGGGUUUUGUAAAUUUGGAUGAAACUGAAGAGCAAAAUGAAGAAAAUGAGUGGAGUUGGGUGCCCCAAGAGGAGGAUCCUCUUGCUGAAUCAGCUUCUUCGCUUGAGAAAGCACAAGAAGUUCUUGAAAAAUUCUUCAAGAAAAAUGAAGAUCUUGAAAGUGAGAUGCUGAAAUUGUCAGAACUUGGCAAGGGGUUUGUGGCUGAGGAUUCACAUGAUGGCAACAUAGGUUUGCCUUAUAUAGAGGCUGAUGUACUGGGGAUGAAUCAAAAGAUGGAAUGUCUUGAACUGAAACUGAAAGAAGCGUCAGAUACUAUCACAGAGAAGGAUUCAAGAUUAUCCGAGCUCCAGUUACUUAUCAACAGUGCACAUACACCAACGCUGCAGACGGAGCCCGUCAACAUUGAUGAGUUGGAGGCCGAGCUUGAGAGCCACCUUCAGGACAAAAUCGAAGCCGAGAUUCAGUGUCUGGUCAUGGUGAAAGCGAGACAAAACUGGCAAGCCCGGGCCGAGGACCAGAUCGCGUUGGACGAGCACAGGCUCUCCACCGGGGACGACAUGAGAAUGUUGCUCAAGCUGCAAGACACGGAGAAGAAGAUCGUGAUGCUGAAGGAACAGGUGGACAGACUAGAGGCCCACGAGAAGGAGCUGUCGGUGACGACGGAGGUCCUGAGGAUGCAAAGCAAGACCUUCAAGAUCGGCCUCUUCGGUCUCCUCCAGCUGAUCAUGCUGUGCCUUUCCCUCAAGAUGUUCUUCGCCCAGGACUCUGCCCGCUUCGACGAUCUCGUACCGACAUGA